This is a messenger RNA of Impatiens glandulifera, 480 nucleotides long. RefSeq names its product protein STRICTOSIDINE SYNTHASE-LIKE 2-like. Lineage: Eukaryota; Viridiplantae; Streptophyta; Magnoliopsida; Ericales; Balsaminaceae. The annotation marks the transcript as partial. The transcript is spliced from 2 exons. The record is from RefSeq and is a predicted model, not a curated record.
AUGGCGUCCACGAUUGUUCUUAUUCUCUCCGCCCUUCUUUCGCUUUUCAACAUUAAUUCAUAUAGCUAUGAGAAUCUCGCCGCCGGCAAGGAAAUCCUUCCGAUCGAUGGUGCGUCCGGCCCGGAAAGUCUAGCAUUUGAUCCCGCCGGCGGCGGACCUUACGCCGGCGUAUCGGACGGCCGGAUCAUCAAAUGGAUACCAAAUCAACGGCGUUGGAUUGAUUUCGCCGUCACAUCUACUCAGAGAGAGGGAUGUGAAGGCUCUCAUGAUCAUGUGGAGAAAGAGAAUGUGUGUGGACGGCCAUUGGGCCUAUGUUUUAAUGAAAGAACGGGAGAUCUUUUUAUUGCUGAUGCUUAUAUGGGCCUGGUUGUUGUGGGCCCUAAUGGUGGAUUGGCCUCCAAAAUAGCUUACGGAAAAGCUCAAGGUAGUAACGGUUUCCGUUUCGCUAACGGCGUUGACAUUGAUCAGAACACACAUGCU